Messenger RNA from Diabrotica balteata, 2135 nucleotides. Lineage: Eukaryota; Metazoa; Arthropoda; Insecta; Coleoptera; Chrysomelidae. The record is from the annotation of a GenBank genome assembly.
CGACGUCGAAGGCUGAUCUGAGACUUUUUAUUAUAUUCGGCGAUUAUGAAAAUAGAUUAAAUUGAAACAAAAAUGAAGUUUGCCGAGCACCUUUCAGCUCACAUUACUCCAGAAUGGAGGAAACAAUAUAUACAUUACGAGGAAAUGAAAUCGAUGCUUUAUGCAGCAGUGGAACAAGCUCCUUCCGCUGAACUGGUUGAGCCAGAAAUAUUGUCGAGGUACUUCGCUAAGUUUGACGAGCAAUUUUUUUCGUAUUCUGAAAAGGAGUUAACUAAAAUAAACACAUUUUAUUCCGAAAAGCUUGCCGAAGCUACUAGAAAAUAUGCGAGUUUAAAAAGUGAAUUGAGUGAAACUCAAGAUGGCCAAUUCGAAAAAAGUAACUCGGUUAGAAAAAAAUUGCUCAGGAAAAAGAAUGUCCCGGCAAGAAAACUUCAAGAGAUAAAAUUGGCAUUUAGUGAAUUCUAUUUAAGUCUCAUACUUAUGCAGAAUUACCAAAAUUUAAAUUUUACCGGAUUUCGAAAAAUUUUGAAGAAACAUGACAAGCUCUUAAAUGUUGAUUAUGGAGCAAGAUGGAGAGUGGAACACGUAGAAGGUUCAUUUUUCUAUUUAAACAAGGAUAUAGAUCGACUUAUUCACGAAACGGAAACAGCAUUUACACAAGAGCUAGAAGGUGGAGAUCGCCAGCGGGCAAUGAAACGAUUAAGGGUUCCUCCAUUAGGUGAACACCAAAGUCCUUGGACUACUUUUAAAGUAGGUCUUUUCUCAGGUGCUUUAAUUGUCCUUCUCAUUUCGGUGAUCUUAUCAGGUGUAUUCCGAGGAAGAGAUGAUUGGAUUAUAGUAAUACGACUAUAUAGGGGUCCGUUCCUUGUAAUAGAAUUUCUAUUUUUGUGGGGAAUAAAUAUAUAUGGUUGGCGUUCAUCUGGAGUCAAUCAUGUUCUAAUAUUCGAAAUGGAUCCCAGAAACCACUUAUCAGAACAGCAUAUCAUAGAGAUGGCAGCGAUAUUUGGUGUGAUCUGGUCAAUUUCUAUACUUACAUUUUUAUAUAGUGAGCAGCUUACUAUACCUGCUUACGCUAAUCCGUUGGCUCUUAUGAUUAUAAUGUUUGUUUUUAUUUUGAAUCCGACGAGAACCUUUCGACAUGAAGCAAGAUUUUGGGCCUUAAGGGUUAUUGGCAAGGUUUUUAUGGCUCCAUUCUGUUAUGUCUCAUUUGCGGAUUUCUGGGUUGCAGAUCAACUAAAUAGUCUAAUAACGUUCUUUACAGAUAUGCAGUAUUUUAUAUGUUUCUACAUAACAAAUGAUAGCUGGUCCAUUGGAAAAGAUGCAAACUACUGCGUAGCAAACUUUCUAGGAGUGAGAGCUUUUGUUGCUUGUCUUCCACCUUGGUUUCGAUUUGCACAAUGCCUAAGAAGAUACAGAGAUACUAAGGAAGCGUUUCCUCACAUAGCCAAUGCGGUUAAAUAUGCUACGUCGUUUUUUGUAGUCAUCUUUUCAACUUGUAAUAAAAUAUUUGACGACAAAUUUGAGUCCGGUGAGAAUCCGUUUUUCUAUUUAUGGAUUGGCUCGUCCUUGAUAAGUUCGUGUUACGCAUACACGUGGGAUAUAAAGCUCGACUGGGGGCUCUUCGACGCUAAAGCUGGAGAUAACAAAUUCCUCCGAGAAGAAAUUGUAUAUUCCUCGACGUGGUUUUACUACUUUGCAAUUGUAGAAGAUUUUAUUCUACGUUUUGGAUGGGCAUUUUUAAUAUCCAUGACAGAAAUGGGAUUUGCAGUGGAACAUUCCAUGGUGACUAUAUUGGCUCCACUUGAAGUGUUUAGACGGUUUAUGUGGAACUACUUCAGAUUGGAGAAUGAGCAUCUCAAUAACUGUGGUAAAUUUAGGGCAGUCAGAGAUAUUUCAGUUGCUCCUCUGGAUACUUCGGAUCAAUCACUUAUAUUAAGAAUGAUGGACGAACCUGAUGGAGUAACUAAUAGAAGAAAAAAGAAAAACGCUAGUAAGAGAUUUACUGAAGCAGCACGAAUAAUGGUGGAAGGUGAAUCUACAGAUGAACUAGAUGCUUAAAUUUAAUAAAAUAAUGUUGUUUAAAGUUUAAAAUUAUUUUUAUUUGUGAUUAUUUUUGUAAUAAACGCUUAAAUAUU